Molecule: messenger RNA, 843 nt
Organism: Kogia breviceps (pygmy sperm whale)
Lineage: Eukaryota; Metazoa; Chordata; Mammalia; Artiodactyla; Physeteridae
Gene: RCAN1
Product: regulator of calcineurin 1
Biological process (GO): calcium-mediated signaling
Cellular component (GO): nucleus; cytoplasm
Molecular function (GO): nucleic acid binding; calcium-dependent protein serine/threonine phosphatase regulator activity
Source: RefSeq, a predicted model, not a curated record
AACUUACACUCUGUCUCUGCCUGCCUGCGAGCAAGCAGGACUUGACUCAGGAAUAUGAUGUCCAAACAGGAUGCUCUGGAAGCGGUGCUUUUUUUUUCCCGGUGGGGGCCGGACCUCGGUGCUUUAUAAGUGAGGGCUCAAGAAAGAACCUACAGCAUCUGGUAAAAGAACCUUACUUGGGGCUUGACCGCGCGGGAAUUGCUGCAGCUUUCACCGUGAGAAAGCAAGAUGCACUUUAGAAACGUUAACUACAGUUUUAGCUCCCUGAUUGCCUGUGUGGCAAACGGUGAGAUCUUCAACGAAAGUGAAACCAGGGCCAAAUUUGAAUCCCUCUUUAGGACAUAUGACAAAGAUAUCACCUUUCAGUAUUUUAAGAGCUUCAAACGAGUCAGAAUAAACUUCAGCAACCCAUUAUCUGCAGCAGAUGCCAGACUCCAGCUACAUAAGACUGAAUUUCUUGGAAAGGAAAUGAAAUUAUAUUUUGCUCAGACUUUACACAUAGGAAGUUCCCACCUGGCUCCACCAAACCCAGACAAGCAGUUUCUGAUCUCUCCUCCUGCCUCGCCGCCGGUCGGUUGGAAACAAGUGGAAGACGCCACUCCCGUCAUAAAUUAUGACCUUUUAUACGCUAUCUCCAAGCUGGGGCCAGGGGAAAAGUAUGAAUUGCACGCGGCAACCGACACCACGCCGAGCGUGGUCGUCCACGUGUGUGAGAGCGACCAGGAGGACAAGGAGGAAGAGGAGGUGGGAAGGACGAAGAGACCCAAACCCAAAAUUAUCCAGACCAGGAGGCCGGCGUACUCGCCCGUCCACUUCAGCUGAACCGGCGCCCGGACGAAGAAG